AUACCGCAUUAUAGCUUACGAGGAAAAGGAUUCACCUAUAGGAAGCUCGGGUUGUAUAUCAGGAAGAACUGGGAUAAAGGGAUGAGUGACUCGUAGAGAAACGAUUUGUAUAUCGUGUCAUCCAGUUAUGUCUGAAACUCACCAACCGGGCUGAGCUGGACAUGCUUACUCUGGUCAGUCUUUGAAAGGAGAGUUCCUGGGUGAUCUCUUGAAAGGGUGGAGCUUUUAUCCUGUCUAGAAGGAUUCAGCAUAUUGCAAAUCAUAUUUAAAAACACUUGUAUAUUUUGGUUAAUAGGUGGGCCUGUUCACGCAGGACAUGAUGUGUUUUGGGGAGAAAUACUGAAGUGGCUUUGUUAGUGAGCCUUUUGUGGCAGAUGAAUACAUUGAACGCCUGGCAUGGAGAACACCUGGAGGAGGUUCCAGAGGUGGAGAAGCUUUUGAUCCAAAAAGAUUAUUGGAAGAAUUUGUGAAUCAUAUUCAGGAAUUGCAGGUAAUGGAUGAAAGGAUUCAGAGAAAGGUGGAGAAGCUAGAACAACAGUGCCAGAAGGAAGCGAAGGAAUUUGCCAAGAAAGUACAAGAGCUGCAGAAAAGCAAUCAGGUUGCCUUCCAACAUUUUCAAGAGCUAGAUGAGCACAUCAGCUAUGUAGCAACUAAGGUCUGUCACCUUGGUGACCAACUGGAGGGGGUAAACACGCCACGGCAACGGGCUGUGGAGGCUCAGAAGCUGAUGAAAUACUUUAAUGAGUUUCUGGAUGGAGAGCUGAAGUCUGAUGUUUUUACAAACUCUGAAAAGAUUAAAGAGGCAGCUGAUAUUAUUCAGAAACUGCAUUUGAUUGCACAGGAACUGCCUUUUGACAGGUUUUCUGAAGUAAAAUCGAAGAUCGCAAGUAAGUACCAUGAUUUAGAGUGCCAGCUAAUUCAAGAGUUUACCAGUGCGCAGCGGAGAGGUGAAAUCUCCAGAAUGAGAGAAGUAGCAGCAGUUUUACUUCAUUUUAAGGGCUAUUCCCAUUGUGUUGAUGUGUACAUAAAACAGUGUCAAGAGGGUGCAUUUUUGAGAAAUGAUGUGUUUGAAGAUGCAGCCAUCCUCUGCCAGCGAGUGAACAAGCAAGUUGGAGAAGUCUUUAGCAAUCCAGAGACUGUAUUAGCCAAACUCAUUCAAAAUAUCUUUGAAGUUAAACUUCAGAGUUAUGUAAAAGACCAGCUAGAAGAACACAGGAAGUCAGAUGCAGAACAAUACCUUAAGAAUCUCUAUGAUCUAUAUACGAGAACUACUAAUCUUUCAAGCAAAUUGAUGGAGUUUAACUUGGGUACUGAUAAGCAGACUUUCUUGUCUAAGCUUAUCAAAUCCAUUUUCAUUUCCUACUUGGAGAAUUACAUUGAGGUGGAAAUUGGCUAUUUGAAAACGAGGAGCGCUAUGAUUCUGCAACGCUAUUAUGAUUCCAAAAACCACCAGAAGAGGUCCAUUGGCACUGGAGGGAUCCAGAUCCACAAAAGGACUGAAGCAAAAUUAAGUAUUCAAGACCUCAAAGAGAGAAUAAGGCAACGUACUAACUUACCGUUGGGUCCAAGUAUUGACACCCAUGGAGAAACUUUUCUCUCGCAAGAAGUGGUGGUUAACCUUUUGCAAGAAACUAAGCAAGCUUUUGAAAGAUGUCACAGGCUCUCUGAUCCAUCUGACUUACCGAAGAAUGCUUUCAGAAUUUUUUCUAUGCUCGUAGAGUUCUUAUGUACUGAACACAUUGAUUAUGCGUUAGAAACAGGCCUUGCUGGCAUUCCUUCUUCUGAUUCAAAGAGUGCAAAUCUCUAUUUCCUGGAUGUUGUCCACCAAGCCAAUACUAUUUUCCAUUUAUUUGACAAGCAGUUCAACGAUCAUCUGAUGCCAUUGAUCAGUUCUUCUCCUAAAUUAUCUGAAUGCCUUCAGAAGAAGAAGGAUAUCAUAGAACAAAUGGAAGUGAAGCUGGAUAUGGGCAUUGAUAGGACACUGAAUUGUAUGAUUGGACAGAUGAAACAUAUCUUGGCUGCAGAGCAAAAGAAGACAGACUUUAAACCAGAAGAUGAAAACAAUGUUUUGAUUCAGUAUACUAACGCCUGUGUUAAAGUUUGUGGCUAUGUUAGAAAGCAGGUGGAAAAGAUUAGAAAUUCUAUGGAUGGUAAGAACGUGGACACUGUUUUGAUGGAGCUUGGAGUUCGUUUUCAUCGGCUGAUCUAUGAACAUCUACAGCAAUAUUCCUACAGUUGCAUGGGAGGCAUGUUAGCUAUUUGUGAUGUGGCCGAAUAUAGGAAGUGUGCCAAAGACUUCAAGAUUCCGUUGGUGUUACAGCUCUUUGAUACCUUGCAUGCACUUUGCAAUCUUCUGGUUGUAGCCCCGGAUAAUUUAAAGCAAGUUUGCUCAGGAGAACAACUUGCUAAUCUGGACAAGAACAUCCUUCACUCCUUUGUUCAGCUGCGUGCUGAUUAUAGGUCUGCUCGUCUUGCUCGUCACUUCAGCUGAGAGCACGGAAAGAAAUGUUACACCUUCGGGCAGGCCGCAGUUGUUAGAAAGCAUAGGGAAUGGUUUCUUACCAAACAGUGGUUGUAAUUUUUGUGGGAUAAUGACUGUUCAGAAUAAAGCAGCAGCCAUAUUUAAACAUGGCUCUGUAGAAUGUGAGCAGAUGAAAAUUUGAGUGAUAUUUCAUGCAAGCUAAAGUCCUCCCAGUGAUGAAUUUCUGCAAAACUACUUGCUAAUUUUGCAUUGAAAACAUACUGAUGUAGGAAAGCAAGUGGUGCACUGAAAGUAUUUUAGUCUUCAAUAUUGAAUUAUCAGAUACCAUUUGUUAGACUCUAAGUACAGAGCAUAGCGUAGGUAAUGGAUUACAUAGACUAGACCAGUGUAGAAACAUUCUUCAUCAUUUUAAUGACUUAAACUUCAGCACAGCUAAUCAUAAUCAAAUUAUCUUUGAUUGGUGUUUCUAAAUCAUUUCUUUCUUUUAAAACCGUAUCCUGCUCAAUGCAAUUUCUUGCUCUAAUUAAUUAGCUUGGAAUUUCUUUGAGAUGUAGGAGUAACAGAAAUGCUAUCCCAGAGAGAUGCAAUUCAUUCAUUGUGUAGCAUUCUAAACAGAACUGAAGUGGUUUAAAAAAAAAUUUUUUUUUGGUUCUUUAGUUUUGUUUUGACCUAAUAGUUGAGGGCCCACUGGAAUAUAUUAGUGUUGUGUGAUCUGAUGACAUUCUUGUUGGUUCUGUUUGAUACUGGCACUCUGAAUUUUAUAUAUGCUCCUAAACUGAAUGCAGCCGCCUUGUCUUAGGCGUUCAUGUUACAAGGUGAAGGUGCCCAUUAUUGGGAUAAGAGAACUUUUUCUCCUGUCUCUUGUUUUGUAUGUAAAUAAAUUCAGAUUAUAACAAAAUGAAAGGAUGAAAUGUAGCCUAAGUUGCUCAUUUAUAUGUGGGAGGAAUGGAUGGUGCCACUAGGAAAACUCUGGAGUUUCAACUGUGCUAAGAUGGUUAAUCCUCAGUGCCUGAGCCAUAUAAAAUGUUGAAGUUUGCAGAAGCUUCUCUUCCGCUGCUUGUAAUUUUAACGUUGGAGACUGGAAACCUUCGUGUCCAUUAGGCUUUGGCGUUUAUUCAAGUUGCUUCUGAGGUGGACUCAUAGUGUGCAUACGCUGAACUGAAGCAACAGUGAUGUUUGAAAAGUUUAGCUUUUCCACAACCAGUUGAAAAUUGUUGUAAAUGGAGCUUUGUUUGGAGUGAGCUCUUGUGGAAAACAGGUUGGAACUGCCAUGUUUUGUGUCUUCGGAGUGACUCACUUGAUCCCUAGACAGAUCAUCUGUAACACUUUAUUUCUAUGGUGGGCUCAGUGUACUUUAUGAAAAUUUUUUUUUCUCCCCCAUUGUCAGAGAAGCAUUGCUAUAAAUUUACUUUAUGGGUCAAAUAAAAUUAUUUUCCUUUUCUUAA
Messenger RNA from Struthio camelus australis, 3927 nucleotides. RefSeq names its product exocyst complex component 5 (gene EXOC5). The record is from RefSeq and is a predicted model, not a curated record. Gene Ontology annotation, cellular component: exocyst; cytoplasm. Lineage: Eukaryota; Metazoa; Chordata; Aves; Struthioniformes; Struthionidae. Gene Ontology annotation, biological process: Golgi to plasma membrane transport; exocytosis.